UUUAAGUCGCUACGUAGCGUCAACUCUCUCGCACGCUUUCAACUUCAACGCAAACAACUCGCGACCACCUCGACAACCUGCUCCAACAACCUAAGCAUGGCUCCUGCACGCGCUACAAAGCGUAAAGCACCAAGCCCUGUACUCAGUCCCUCAGCAGCGAGAAAAGCAGACCGAGCAGCCCUCCUCGCAGCCUCUGCAAAAGGCCAUCGAAAGCGAGACUCUGUCGCUUCUUCUCGUUCUUUCGCCUCUGCCCCGGCCCUCAAUGCGCCGCCAGCUGCUAUUGAGAGUAAAGCAUUGCUGGAUGUGUAUGUCUUUGGAACAGGCAGUAUGUGUGAAUUAGGACUCGGUCCUGAUGCGAAAAACAAGACUGUCAAGCGGCCACGAUUGAAUCCAUUUCUAGCACAGGAAGAGGUGAUUGAUAUUGCUGUGGGUGGUAUGCAUGCCGCUGCACUUCUUAAAAAUGGCAAGAUUAUGACGUGGGGUGUGAAUGAUCAAGGUGCCCUGGGUCGCGAUACGAGUUGGGAUGGCGGUCUCGUGGAUGCAGACAUGGCGGAUGAUAGUGACAGUGAAGCGGAUCAACUCAACCCCAAGGAAUCGACACCCACAGUUGUUGAACAUGCACAGACAUUUGUGAAGCUUGCAGCGAGUGAUUCGUUGACGGUCGCUAUUGAUGCGGAUGGCCAUUUAUGGGCUUGGGGUACAUUCAGGUGUUCUGAUGGCAUCUUGGGAUUUGAUGCGCAUGCCAAAGUGGCUGCACGACCACAACGACUCGUGCUGCGAGAGACCUUUACAGAUCUUGCUUGUGGCACCGAUCACGUUCUCGCACUCAGUACCUCUGGCAAAGUGUUUGCUUGGGGCAACGGCCAGCAAUUCCAGCUGGGUCGACGCGUUGUUGAGCGUACACGACUCAACGGUCUUGUGCCGCGUGAGUUUGGGCUCAAGAACAUUGUGGCCAUUGGUUGUGGCUCGUACCACUCGUUUGCAAAGGACAAGGACGGACGUGUGUUUGCGUGGGGUCUCAAUCAAUUUGGACAAUGCGGUAUCACCAUGCAGGAACUUGGUGAAGAUGGCGCUGUGAUUGCUGUGCCAACGCUGAUUGAUGGCCUAGCAGGCAUGGAUAUCAAGCAAAUCACAGGCGGCGAGCAUCAUUCAGCUGCCAUCACAACAGACGGUGCAUUAUUGGUUUGGGGACGCCUUGAUGCGUGUCAAUUGGGACUCAAGCGUGAUGCACUCCCAAGCACAGCUGUGAGCGAUGCCUCUGGCAAACCACGCUAUAUUCCUACCCCGACACCGCUUGUGUUUGAUGGGACUACAAAAGCGGCUCACAUUGCAUGUGGCACGCACCACAAUAUCCUGGUGGAUGAGCAGGGUCAUGCCUGGUCCUGGGGAUUCGGCGAGUCAUACCAGGUCGGACAGGGCCCGCCGGGAGAGGAUGUCGAGGUGCCGACUCGGAUUGUGAAUACGGCGACAGAGGGGAAACAGAUGUGUCUGGCUGGUGCAGGUGGCCAGUUUUCGCUGCUGUGUGCACUUCGGCAGCCGUAGUGCUCGGCCUGCCAUGCUAUAUUCCUGUAUUCCAUAGGAUGCCUUCUCUUCUUGGCUG
Protomyces lactucae-debilis is the source of this 1600-nucleotide messenger RNA. Its product is annotated as regulator of chromosome condensation 1/beta-lactamase-inhibitor protein II. The record is from RefSeq and is a predicted model, not a curated record. Lineage: Eukaryota; Fungi; Ascomycota; Taphrinomycetes; Taphrinales; Protomycetaceae. Gene Ontology annotation, cellular component: cytoplasm. Bases 97 to 1542 code for a protein of 481 amino acids. Gene Ontology annotation, molecular function: guanyl-nucleotide exchange factor activity. The transcript has a single exon.